AUGUACGCCAGGUAUAUAUUUGAACCUUUACAAUUCAAGAACCACUCAGGUGGCGGAGGACGGGCGCUCAAUGCGAUACAGAUACAUCCAUAUUACGUAAUAAAACUUCUCCUUACCGUUGAGCAUGACUUGCUCAACCUCGUUGUCAUCGAAGGCGACGACCGCACCAGUUCUUACUCCCUAGUUUCAUAUCCUAGAUUCCAACUUCGCUUGCAUUUCCGCCCGUCCUAUAACUUACAGACUGGCGCACUACGCACGAACUUAGCAUGCAAAGGGAGCACGUCCGCAGGGGUUUCUCUAUAUACUCAUCAAAAGGUGGUUCUGGAGAUUGAUUUCUCCGGAAGUCUCUGGGGUUACACGGAAAUCACGGUAGUACCGACCAGCAAAGAUCUCAAAACCCUCCAUCUCCACUCCAGACAAUGCGCCAUCCAUUCAGUGACUGUGGCCUCACAUCAUGCGGACUUCGUCCACCAUGACCCACUUGCGAAUUUAAGCAUCUCCAACCCGCAUGACUGUCACUAUCAUCCGGAGCUGAAACGAAAAGUAUACUCCGCCCUGGCAGAAGGUGACGAGGGCGAGCUCUCCAUUGCUAUCCCUAAGGAGGUUUCAUUGAGACAAUCGGGACAUGCUGCUAUGGGUAUUGUCAGCGAAGCCGCAACGCCUGAGCCCCAGACACCAGGACCGAUGGCGCAACCUAUUCUUUCUAUCCCUGAGUUCGUGCCCAUCAUUGUGAAUAUUGUAUAUAGUGUCCGGAAGCCCGUAGACGGCAUUCAAUUUGUCUUGCCGACAGAUGCCUGUCCAUACCGUGUGCCGCAUGUGUAUACAACCCCAUCGUCUUCGGAUGCUGCCCGUUGUUGGGUGCCAUGCAUCGACAAUAUGUGGGAAAAGUGUACGUGGGAGUUCGAGUUCGUCGUCCCAAGAUACCUCGAGCAACGAGAUUCAGCGCUUGAGGACGAUGACGAGCCACGAGAAGGAGAAAAUCCAACUGUGGUCAUCUGCAGUGGUGAACUCGUGGAGCAAGUAGCGCAUCCAUAUAACUCAAGCAAGUCCAUAUUCUUGUUUUCACAAAGCACCCUCACUUCAGUACAGCACAUUGCGUUUGCGGCUGGUCCGUUUCACGUCCACUCAAUCCCAGCGGAUCUAAGCGCGGCGGAGGACGCAUCAGGAACGUUGCAGCCGUUGAUGCAUGCGUUCUGCCUUCCUGGACAUGAAGCGCUACUACUAUACUCGGUCUCAUUCAUGCGCUCAGCUAUGAGCUUCUAUUCCACAGAGUUUGGGUCAUAUCCAUUCGGAUCGCAUAAACUGAUAUUCGUGGACGAGAUGCCUACCCAACGUUUCGAUAGCGCCACCUUAUCGCUUUUGUCGGUGGACCUUUUGCACGGUGACGAUGCGAUCGACCAAGUCUUCGAAACCCGGCAUUGUUUGAGCCAUGCGCUCGCCUCUCAAUGGAUCGGUAUAAACAUUCAACAAAAGACGUGGUCAGAUACUUGGCUUGUGAACGGGCUGGGACUAUACAUCACUGGCUUAUUCAUUCGUAAGCUCUUAGGCAACAACGAGUAUCGUUUUCGCCUCAAGAAGGACAUGGAGCGCGUGCUGGAACUGGAUAACGGGUCGAUGCCUCCCAUCUGCCAGCCACAAGUGAUGGAACCACCGGAUGCAGCCACGCUCCCUUUCGUCAACCUGAAGGCAGCUCUCGUUCUACACAUCCUGGAUCGCCGCCUGGGCAAAUCUGGAACGUCUCUCGGACUAUCGCGCGUCUUGCCUAAAGUUUUCUUGUCUGCGAUCAGUGGUGAAAUGCCUAAUAACGCGAUAUCCACACAUUCAUUUCUCAGGACUUGCCGAAAAGUAAGUGGUAUCGAUCCGCGUUCAUUUGCGGAACAGUGGAUAUAUGGCAGUGGAUGUCCUACUUUUGGGUUUUCUGCCACGUUUAAUCGAAAGAAGAUGGCGGUGGAGAUCUCAAUGCGUCAGGAAGCACCCGCAUACAAAGCACACGAGAACAAUGAAAUCACGAGGACUUUGAUGAAGCCUGUACCAUUCUUCGAGGGACAAAUGACGAUUCGAAUACACGAGGCUGAUGGGACACCAUAUGAACACGUGCUGGAUAUCCGUAGCCCGUUUAAACGUUACGAAGUUCCAUUCAAUACGAAGUAUAAACGUGUACGACGGAACACGAAACGAUAUCUUGCGCGGCAAGCGGCCGCUCAGGCAGCUGCAGAGGGAGAUGCUGAGGCUGCAGCUGCGAUGGACAUGGUGGACAUGGGCUUCGGACUGGAAAUAUGGGAGAAAGAGAAGGAACGUGAGAACUGGAAGGUAGCGGACUGGACAGAGGAAGAUGAGCAGAACAUGGCCGGUCAAACAUACGAAUGGAUACGCAUUGACGCGGAUUUCGAGUGGAUCGCGGGUAUCGCUUUCGAUCAAAAGGACUACAUGUGGGUCUCGCAACUGCAGCGCGACAGAGAUGUUGUUGCGCAGUAUGAGGCUAUCUUAGUUCUGUCGAAGUCGCCCAAUGCGAUCAUUUCUAGCACGCUCACCAAGACCGUCUUGGUCUCUAAUUACUAUUUCCGGAUUCGAUGUGAGGCUGCUCAAGCUCUUGUCAGCUGUGGAAUACAACGGCUAGAGUGGCUGGGACUCUUCCAUCUGUUUAAACUCUUUCUCCGAUAUUGUUACGAGCCAGAAGAUCCCAAUCCCGACUUAUUCAGCCAUACUUAUGUACCAAGACCUAACGACUUCAGCGACCUGACGGAGUAUUAUGUCCGCAAGAGCUUGCUGAGGGCCAUUGCUCGGGUCCGCUUUGAGAAUGGCAAAACACCACCGAUUAUCCGGCAGUUCUUAAUCGACCAGCUGCGAUACAAUGACAAUACCGCCAAUCCAUAUUCGGAUGCGUUAUACAUUUGUACUAUCAUCUCGGCUUUGGCGACCGCCACGAUAUCUGUUGUUCCGCCCGAACGCGGGGAGUUCAUCGCGACGGAUUCUCAGCCGGUUCAAGACAGUCAAGAUGCCGAUUUGCUGAGGCAGGCUCUGGCUGAAGUUGAUAGGUAUCGCAGUAUGGAUAGGCUGAUACCAACCUAUCACAACGUCGUCACAGUUGCAGUUAUUGAAUUCUACUUAAUGUUGAGCAUGGGUGGGCUAAUCCCGCAUGACGCACGCACGUUUUUUCCUUUGACUCGGGAGGGCAAUUACACUCAAGUGCGCAUAGCUGCCUUUGAUCAUCUAUUCCUUACCAGGUGGUAUACCCCAAAGGUUAUGCGCUAUGUCCUUGCGGUCAUGGCAAAUGAUCCAUCUCGUGUGGUCCGGAGACAUGUCGCGCAGAAUGCUUGCCUAAGUCUUGCGUUACUGCUCACCAUGGGCGAGAUGAAGACAGUGAAAGAGACUGAGUCGUUGCUUAUCGAGGAAGAUGGCACCGUUGCUGAGAAGGCAAAGGAAAGCAAGAAGAGUGACAUUGAUGUUAUGAUCAAAGCCUUCAGGAAGGAUAGAGAAUUGGGCAAGAACGAAGUCACAAGAGAACUUUUGAUGCCCAUAGUGCUUGCUCCAGAUACCGAUCUUGAGGUCCGCUGGUGCUUACUGAAGCUUGCGGAUCUACUCAUCCGUGGCUCAGAAGAGGCUCCCCCCAAAGUUACUAUUCACCUCCCACCAACGCCAAUUACAGAGGUCGCUCCCCCAAUACCUUCUGUCAAGGUUCCAUUCAAGUCCCGGCCGUUAAUCAGAAGUGGCGCUCCUCCCACUAAGGCAGCUUCAACACCUGGGAAACUCAAACUACUACCUAGUACUAUACAGGGCGAUGUCCCUGCAAGGACACCGAGUACCACGCCUGUUGUGAUGCGUCGUGAAGGUUUCCCCGUGCCCAAGGUAUCUGUGCCAAAGAAGGUACCUAUUAUGGAGAAGAAGAAGCCUCAGAACGUCCCAAAAGCUCAAUCGGGCGGUAUGAGCUUGAAUGAUCUCCGGGCCUGCAGGAAUGCUCUCAAGAAGCUCCAAACUCACAAGCGCGCUGUUGUGUUUUUGCAACCGGUGGACCCAGUGCGAGAUCACGCGCCAAAUUAUUUUGAUGUUAUCAAGAAUCCCAUGGAUCUCAGUACAAUGAGUGCGAAACUCGAACAAGGGAAAUACAACGACCGGUUUGCCUUUGAAGCAGAUUUUCAUAUGAUCAUCGGCAACGCGAAACUAUAUAACCUUUCGGGCAGCUACGUUCAUAACGAAGCAUUGGCGCUUGAAUCCUUUUUCGAGAAACAAUGGGUGCGCAUCAACAAAACCCUCGAGGCCGCUGAUCGGUCCGCGCAGCCACGAGUCAUGAACAUACCUCCGGUGGAGCCUACCGUCGUGCGGCCGGCCGUCCCCAAGUCUCCUGUUGUCCCUCUCGUCCCUCCUAUAGUUGCUUCUGCUCAUUCCGCGAAACCUUCGAUUAAGCUGAAGGUUGGUGGCGCAUCCAAUGGAACUCCGGUCGCUCUCAAGCUCGUACCUAAGCUCAAAGCCAAGAAGCCCCAGGAGCGCAUUCUUUCUGCGACUCCGCUUCCCGACCAAUCGACAAUUAUUGACGAUGGUUCUGCUGAUUUAUUAGAGGAGGUGAUUGCUAUGGAACGAGAACGCAAACACCGUGUUUCUACGUCAGCCGAGAAGGAUAAGCAUGCACCGCCGAAGUUCGUGAUCGGCAAACGCAAGAAACCUGCAGAUGAACCAACUGAGGAUGAGAUUCUGGCCCUCGCGACACCUCCCAAGAAAGAGCGGCCUACAGCUCCUGCGCCUGUAGCUGGUCCAUCUACUCCAGCGGUGCCUCCUACCCACAGGAAUUCAAGUGCAACAGCUAUGCCUCGUAACGGGGUCACUACUCAGAAGAAUAAGGAGAAAUUGACCAAACCAGCCCCUGUUCUCAUGCCUGAAAUUUCUGCUGCCCCUGCUCCGCGUCCGUCCGUCAAAGGCAAGGAGAAGGAGGUACCUCCCCCUACAUCCACACCAUCCAAGGCAAAGAGGUCGCACUCUCAGACGACGUCCAUCAACGAGAAGAAGUGUAGAGAGAUCUUGAAAGUCUUGACCAAGCUACCUGAUGCGCGCAUUUUCCUGAAACCCGUUGAUCCCGUAUUGGAUGGGUGUCCGACAUACUACGAUGAAAUUAAAGAGCCAAUGGACUUCGCUACCAUGUCCACCAAACUUAGCGAGGGCGCUUAUACGACUAUGGAAGGUUUCGCUAAGGAUAUUGAGCUCAUUUUCGGUAAUUGUCGAAAAUUCAAUCCACCUACCACUUAUCCAGUCACUUGUGCGGAUGGAGUUGAGCGGAUAUUCAAGAAGGAGUGGAGUAAACUCAUGGAGAAGAAAUUAGCAUGGAAUGAGAAGCGGAGUCUGCAGAGCGUGAUGACCAGACUGGUUACCGACCCAAUCUCCUUCGUCUUCCGUGAACCGGUGGACCCGAUAGCUCUAGGUAUCCCGACAUAUUUUGACGUCAUUCCCCGCAAAGACGCACGCGAUCUUCGUACGAUUAGACAGAAGCUGGACGCAGACAAGUACGAUUCGACCGAGGCAUGGGAAGCAGACAUGGAACUCAUGAUCGAUAAUGCCAUUCACUUCAACGGGGCAGAUUCCGAGGUCGGUCAGAUUGCUAUGCUUGUGAGAAAUAGGUACAAGGAGAUGUCAUCGAGUGCCAAGACACCGGUGGCGAAGAGGAAGGGCAGCGACAAGGGAACCCCCCAACCCACCAAGAAAAUCAAGUUGGGAUGA
This is a messenger RNA of Fibroporia radiculosa, 5703 nucleotides long. RefSeq lists its product as uncharacterized. The record is from RefSeq and is a predicted model, not a curated record. Gene Ontology annotation, molecular function: protein binding; RNA polymerase II general transcription initiation factor activity; transcription cis-regulatory region binding. Gene Ontology annotation, biological process: transcription initiation at RNA polymerase II promoter. Bases 1 to 5703 code for a protein of 1900 amino acids. The transcript has 18 exons. Lineage: Eukaryota; Fungi; Basidiomycota; Agaricomycetes; Polyporales; Fibroporiaceae. Gene Ontology annotation, cellular component: transcription factor TFIID complex.